Molecule: messenger RNA, 550 nt
Organism: Parasteatoda tepidariorum (common house spider)
Lineage: Eukaryota; Metazoa; Arthropoda; Arachnida; Araneae; Theridiidae
Source: RefSeq, a predicted model, not a curated record
UGUUUACAUAUUUUCUAGCACAGACGAUCCUGAUAAGACUUGUUUCAUCAUCCGUAUAUCAGAGAAAUUGAAUAGACUUUAUUCUAAGUUCCUUACUUUUGAAAAUGAUGAAGAACUGAAGAAUAGUAUAAAGGAGAAAAAAGAAUUUUUAGUAGUGAUUGAGCUGAUGAAUGGGGAGUCUCGUAAAGAAAUAUUUAGCUCAGAAAAUAUAACUAUGAAUAAAUUACAAGGCGUAAAAUUAGAAAUGUCUAAAAGUAAAUUACUAUUCUGUGUAGAUGAAAGAUGCGGAAAAAUUCAAUUAAAAGAAAAUACUCCUGUUGCAAUUUUAUUCGAAACAUCAACAAAAUAUAAACGUAAAACGUUUUCAUUGGAGUUGAGUAGCCCUUCAGCUGUUUCGACAGAAUUCAGUUUUCUUGCACAUGAGUUCCCCUAUAGUGCAAAUAGUGAAAUGAUUCAACGUAUCUGUCUCGAGUCUUGACAACUUGAAAGUGAUCUAUUAAAACAACGCAGAUUAUAUAGGAUAUAUAUUACAAGUUGUAGUUACAAAAAC